This is a messenger RNA of Oryzias latipes (Japanese medaka), 2661 nucleotides long. RefSeq names its product podocan. The record is from RefSeq and is a predicted model, not a curated record. Gene Ontology annotation, molecular function: protein binding. Lineage: Eukaryota; Metazoa; Chordata; Actinopteri; Beloniformes; Adrianichthyidae.
UUAAAUAUAACGAUGAGCGAACAGGCACUUCAUAAUAUUCAUAACAUUAAUAAAAGCACGUUUGAAAGAUCGUCUCGUAUGUUACCGAGCUGCUGUAUUGUUUCAAAAACUGAGAAACGUUUAGGGCCUGUGAUGCAUGACCAGACCAGGAUGAUGAAAACAAUCCACGGCACGAAAGGGGAAGCAGUGUGGGACAAGGUGGAUGGAGUAUUUGUGAGAGUAUGAUGCAAAAAAUGGCAGAUGAGGAAAAUGAAAUGAAGCGAGGAACUAAUUCCACCAAAUCAGAGGCAGAAGAGAUGGAAGAGGAGAAAAGAGCAGUAAAAGAAGACAUUUUUAGGCUAAAACCAGAGGAUCAGGAAGCUCCUCCCACAAACAGAAAUUCUAAAACUUGCACCCAGUCUCCAAAUCCUUCCACUUCCUUUCCUCUAUUUUCACACCAAAAGGUCCCUCCAUCCUCUCCUGAGAUGCCUUUUCCAAAAGACUUGAAACUUGAACACGAAGAAGUGAAGGUCUAUUUGGGUCUUUUAGCAGCUGAUAAAAGUAAUUUUGUGAACCCAGCAGAGCCAGAACCACACAGAAACAUGAUCAGUGAAGCCGAAAGGGGGGAAUUCAUUUUCACGGUGCAGGAAGAAAAUCCAAAUGAACCAGAAGUUACCAUCACAAACCUAAGAGCUAAAGAGACAAAGGCCACACAAACACCACACCAAAAUGAACAAGGAGGUAAAUUUGUCAGUUCUUCCUGGAAGCUAAAACCAAACAACACAAGAGAGAAAACCAAAGCGAUUGGAGUUGAUUCCACUCAUCCAGGGAAGCCCAGCAGAGCUUCUUCUGCCCUAACACAAAUUAACAAACCAUCCACCAUUCCAUCCACAACACCUUCUUCCAGAACCAUGCAAAUCGACGAGGAACACACAAAAAAAACAACCAAGAAGGAAAAGAAAAGGAGGAAGGAAGACAAAACACAAAAGACACCAGGAAGGAGAAACAAAAGCAGCACCCCAACACACUUCCCUGACUUUAUGGAGAACUACUGUCCACUUGAGUGUGUCUGUUAUGGGAGAGUGGUGCAGUGUUCAGACAAAAAUGUGGAUAAAAUUCCAUACGGGAUUCCCUACAAUGCCAUCUACAUUCUCCUGAUGAAUAACCAGAUCAACAGCAUCCAGCUGGACCUGCUCAAUCAAUACGACUCUCUUGAUUUUCUUGUACUGAGCAACAAUCGCCUCACAGACGGGGCUGUAAAAGGAGCAUUCAAGAGAGUCCAAAGUUUAAAGCGGUUGUACUUGGAUAGGAAUCUUCUGGAGAGUGUGCCAGUUGACCUUCCAGCUUCUCUUGAGGAGCUCUGGCUGGACAGCAACCACCUCAGGGUGAUGUUGAAGGCAGCUUGGACAGGGUGUCCCAGUUUGUCAGUUCUAAGCCUGAGCAACAACAGUUUGGGAAGUGGAUCCCAAUCUAUUCCCAAAGGAGUUUUUUCCCCCCUGUCCAACCUGCGCACUCUGAACAUGGACAACAACCAGUUAGCAUCAGUCCCAAUGGACUUACCUCUGUCAGUCAAGGAGCUGUAUCUGAAAGGAAACCUCCUCAAACAGUUCCCCGGAGGAAUUUUCAGAGGAAUUUCCCGAUUGAUGGUGUUGGACUUGAGUGCAAACAGACUGACAAACAGAGGCCUUCUAAAAGACUCUUUACUGAACACUACACACUUGGAGAGCCUAAACUUAGAGAGAAACAGGCUCAAACAAGUGCCGCGCCACCUUCCUGCUUCCCUGAAAACUCUAAACCUGAACGAAAACCUCAUUUCCUCCAUAAAGAAAGCAGCUUUUAGUGACUUGAAAAGCAUGGAGCACCUCAGUUUGGCAAAAAACAAGAUCGCCAAAGUAGCAGCAGGUGCUUUCAGGACUCUGUCCGCUCUGCACCAGUUAGACCUGAGCUACAACAUCUUGCACCAGGUGCCCAGACACCUGCCUCAAGCUUUACACUCGGUUGCUCUCAGCCACAACAGGAUCCAGUCAGUGCCUCAUGAUGCCUUUUGCUGGGGUAACAAGACCCUCAGUGGGCUUGUGCGAGUGCAGCUGGAACACAACUUCAUUGACUUUGGAGAGAUGGAUGCGAGGGCUUUUAGCUGCUUACGAGGAUCACAGGUGGUGCAUUUCUACUGAUCCACAGUAGCUUCACAGAAAUUAGAUUAACUACUGUGGCUUCAUGAGCCGUCUGGUUUAACUUGUCUGUGACUUGUCUGUGACUUGUCUGUGACUUGUCUGUGACUUGUCUGUGACUUGUCUGUGACUUGUCUGUGACUGCGAAAGGAGACCGUAUGUGUGAAGUUUCACUUCCUACUAUAGACAUGAUGCUAUCUCUGCUAUUUCCCCUUUUCAGAAGAAAAAGUUGGCAGCUUUGUUACAAGAAGGUCAAAAAAAUGUUUUUGGUUUCAGCUUAAUGUUUCAAUUCCCCAUUUUCGAAGAUUCACAUUUGAGUUGAUUGAAAAUUGUUUUGAUUAAACAAAUGAUAAGGUAUUGUGUCAUAAAAAAUAAAUGAUUUGCUAAAAAUGCGUUAUGAUGAAAAAUAUAUUAGAGAUGAAAUAUCUAUUUCAUACAACAGAAGGUCUUGCACAUUUAGGGUAUUUUUGUUUGUGUUUCUUUUCUUCGAUUAAAUCACUUUAAAGAUGCA